Messenger RNA from Camelina sativa (false flax), 2373 nucleotides. RefSeq lists its product as uncharacterized. Gene Ontology annotation, molecular function: nucleic acid binding; RNA-DNA hybrid ribonuclease activity. The record is from RefSeq and is a predicted model, not a curated record. NCBI's taxonomy places the organism in Eukaryota, Viridiplantae, Streptophyta, Magnoliopsida, Brassicales, Brassicaceae.
AUGGCUAUAAAGACGGAUAUGAGCAAGGCUUAUGAUCACGUGGAGUGGUCAUUUGUUGAACAUCUACUCCGGCAAUUCGGUUUUUGCGACAAACAGAUAUCGUGGAUCAUGUGCUGUGUGACAUCAGUACAGUAUAAGGUCUUGAUAAAUGGUCAGGCAUAUGGGUCCAUCAAACCUUCUCGGUGGCUUUGUCAAGGGGAACCUUUAUCACCCUACCUUUUUAUUUUGUGUACAGAGGUGCUUAUUGCUCAUUUUCGGAAGGCGGAGCAGCUGAAACUUCUUAUUGGGAUUAGGGUGUCGACAGCUAGUCCUACCAUCUCCCAUCUCUUAUUUGCGGAUGACAGCCUUUUCUUCUGUCUGGCUACAAAGGAGCAAUGUGAGGUGGUCUUAGGGAUACUUGGGAAAUAUGAAAGGGUUUCGGGCCAACAAAUUAAUUUUCAGAAAUCCUCGAUCCAGUUUGGACAUACGGUGGAUAUUGAUCUUAGGGAGGAAUUGAAAGGGGUACUCGGAAUCACAAACCUGGGUGGUAUGGGAUCUUACUUAGGUAUUCCGGAAAGUUUAGGGGGUGCUAAGACGAAAAUAUUCUCGUUUGUACAAGACAAGUUGCAAGCGCGGGCUAGUGGAUGGCCGGCUAGACUUCUGUCAAAAGGUGGUAAGAAGGUAAUGAUCAAGUCUGUUGCUACGGCUGUUCCUACUUUCGUUAUGUCGUGCUUUCGGUUACCUAAGACGGUUACGAGGAAAUUGACUAGUGCAAUCUCUAACUUCUGGUGGAGCUCGUCUGGACAAUCCCGCGGGUUACACUGGGUCGCGUGGGAUAAACUCUGCUUUGGAAAAGACACAGGCGGACUGGGUUUCCGGAAUUUGGAUGAUUAUAACACCGCGCUGCUGGCAAAGCAACUCUGGCGUUUGAUCACAGUACCAGAUUCCCUUUUUGCAAGAGUAUUUAAGGGACGCUAUUACCGGCAUUCUGAUCGUUUGGAUCCAAUUAAAUCUUAUUCCCCCUCAUAUGGGUGGCGGAGUAUGAUUUCUGCUUGCUCUCUGGUUAAUAAAGGACUUAUUACACGGGUAGGAUCUGGGGCUUCCAUUUCUGUAUGGGCCGACCCAUGGAUCCCUGCCCAAUCCCCAAGACCAGCACUAAGCACAGGGUCGUCUUUUGACCCCUCGCUUCGAGUUAUAAAUUUUAUUGACAGGAGUUCAAAUUCCUGGGAUAUGGCUCAGCUUACGGCUACCUUUGUACCGGAAGAUGUGACUAUAAUUUCCGCUUUGCCGAUACGACAACCGGAUACUCUGGAUCUAUUUGGCUGGCUUUUUACCAAGUCUGGUAAAUAUUCGGUUAAGUCAGGGUACCAUUUUCUUUGUUCAAAUAUAACGACUCCUUCUGAUUCGGAAGUAUUUGGACCAAGCAUUGUGCCUCUUCAGUCUUUUGUAUGGAAAAUCAGGUGUCCACCGAAGCUACGGCAUUUUAUGUGGCAAGUGCUUUCCGGUUGUGUAGCGGUUACAGCAAACCUCCGUAAACGGGGUAUGAGCUGUGAUGCAGUAUGUGGUUUGUGUGGCUCCCCGGAAGAGACGAUUAAUCAUACUCUCUUCCAGUGUCCGCCAGCUAGACAGGUUUGGGCUUUGUCGCAGUUUCCGACAACCCCGGGUUUUUUCCCCAUGGACUCUGUUUUAACAAAUAUGGACUCUCUGUUUUGGCGGUUUAAGGAUGUUCCAGAUUCUGACAUUUUCCCUUGGAUUAUGUGGUAUGUCUGGAAAGCACGAAAUGAUAAGCUUUUUGGUAACCUUGAUUCCAAUUCCUUAGCCAUUUUGCGGUUAGCAGAGGAUGAGGCCAAAUCAUGGGUUUUGGCUCAAGAGGAUGAUCUGGUAUUAGUUACCACUGCACCGGCCGAGGUACGACGUCCUGGAAUUGGGAGUGUAGGGGUUCCUAGGUCUCUAUCGAGCUAUACUUGUUUUGUAGAUGGCUCUUGGAAAGCGACAGAUCGUUUUGCGGGUAGAGGAUGGUUUUGUACUUCGCCCUGGGGUGAUGCCCCUACCAUGGGUGCUGCCAACCAUCGCCGUAGUUUAUCUCCUCUUCAUGCCGAGAUUGAAGCCCUUGUUUGGGCUAUGUGCUGUAUGAUUGGGGCCGAUAAUCAAUCUGUUACUUUUCUCACCGACUGCUCCGAUUUAGUGAAGAUGGUGUCUUCGCCUUCCGAGUGGCCAGUAUUUACGCCUUACUUGGAGGACAUUCAGGUGGAUAAGGAGGAGUUUGUUUCUUUUUCUUUGGUCUAUGUCCCUCGCUCUCAGAAUGGUCAAACGGACAAUCUUGCGCGACGUUUUCGCACAUUACCGCAUUUAAUUACCUAUGUAAACAACGUUCCUUCGCAUUGGCUUGUUUGA